Messenger RNA from Pocillopora verrucosa, 2660 nucleotides. The record is from RefSeq and is a predicted model, not a curated record. Lineage: Eukaryota; Metazoa; Cnidaria; Anthozoa; Scleractinia; Pocilloporidae.
ACGUUUAUCAAUUUCAACCGACUUCUACCGCUUUGCUUUUAUGUAAUCUCGAUGAGGGAAUUUUUAUACUACCCCAAAGUUUUGCCUUUUCGGUAGUAAGGUUCCUUUGGGCUUUUAAGAAUGGCAUUCGUCAGUAACCAUGUAUACAACUUCAAGAAAGCCGACUUGCUAUAGCCAAAGUAGGUUUAGGACAUCGUUAACUGAGACUGAAAUGGUUUCAUCGUUGCGACGUCAUAUUCAGGAAUAGAGGAAAAUCCCACUGUAUUUCGAAAUGUUGGAAAGAAGCAGCUUCAAUGGGCUUUUUCGAGAAGUAUCUAACAUAUGCUCCUUUCUUGGACUUCGGCAAACCUUCGUCCUCGACAAACUGGAGAAAAUAUCAUCCGAGGACCGCGAUCAUCAAAGUCUUUGCGACUGGAUUGUGACUUUUGUACAAAAUAGCUUUCAAUCUGUCAGCUUAACCGAUAAACGUUCUCCCAGUGCGGAAUUGCUUGCCUCAAUUGGGUUUGAUCCUCGGAGUUCAGCCGUUGAAACUAUCGUGGCGCGCGCACGAAAUACGCAACAUCAUAUCGAUUUGUGCGAAAUGGCAGAAAUUUUCAUCAGAGACCAGUUUAAGUAUAAAGUUUCUCCAUCGUCUGUGACUUGUAUGUUCCCCUUGCGAAGCAAUAUAACAAAUACUUGGUUUCGGCUUUCUAUAUUUUCCUCUGAUGUUGAAAUCGUUGGAGGUUCAGAGUGCCACGUCGACCUAAUAAACCUUGUGACGAUAGAAUCCCACGCUUACAGUAUUUUGCGAACGGAACUCGGCAAUUUAUUGUCAAAAGACGAUCAAAAUGUUGUUCUAUUCCACGGCACAGAUCAUCAAAGCGCCUGCGACAUUCUAUUUCGUGGAAUAGAUUUGUGUCAAGGACGACAGAAGCGAGACUUCAGCUGUGGAUCAGGAUUUUAUUUGACUGACAAUUGCGAGGAAGCUCUGAACUGGGCAAAGAACACAACAGCGAAACCAGCUUUGUUAGUUUUUCAAGUGAAUCGACAAGAGUACUCGACUGAUUCAGAAAAAUUGAAUUUGUCUAAUGAUGAACAGAGAUGGUGCGAAAUUGUGACUUCGUUUCGGUCGGGUGAAAAAACAGCGAGGACUCGAAAGAGUUUAGCCGCUUAUGACUUGAUCGAAGGUCCCGUGAGUACAAUGAAAACAAACGAAUCGACAGGGGAGUUAGUUUUCUCGCCAAAACCUUUAUCUUAUCAAAUGUGUUUAAUUUCUGAUUCCUGUGCGGACAUUUUUAGACGAACUCUUCACUCUAUUUUAUUUUUCGACAUUUGUUAAAGUUAAAAUAGUUUGAGAGGAGGGCAGAGCUUGAUUAACAAAAGCAAGAUAGCUCCCUUCCUGUGUUAUGCUCUCACUAUAUUUAUAUAGCGAUGUUUGCAUUUUCCUGUUUUACUUACUAACUCCUUUUCGCGUCUCACUUGUCAAUUUCGUUAAUUUGAGUGCAAUUUUCUAGAGGGCCCCUAGUUUAUCAGUUCACACUGCUAUACAUGCACCCUCGUUAAAUAUUGUUAUCAUUAUAAUUACAGAAAAUUAUGUCUUUUUUCGGAAGAGAGUGCUCACUUCCAAAGAAACAUUAUCUAACUGAGUAGAACACGGCAGAGAAUAUUUGCAUAGGCAAUAGACUAUUGAUAUCAAACCAAAAAAGCAAUAUCUAAAGUCUUUAAUAUGACAUCAACGAAUGCAUGAAGCUGAAAUCCACCAUUCAUGCGUUUCAAAACUGUAAUAUUGGCAUGAACUGUUCAUCUGAGGUAAUUUAGGUAAGGGAAGUGCGUCAGUCAGAAAACAAUGUCUUACCUACUUCUUUUCAGAUUAAUUCGAGCCAAUAUUGUGCCUAUCCCUGUAUAAUCUACAUUUAGAGAUCUGUUUGGGUAAAGCUUUUUAAUACCAUUUUGAAAAUAAUUGAAUUAGGGGCCACAUGCAAUUUUUUUGAUGGUAAAUCUAAGGUGGGUAGCUUUCGCACAGUUACAGCUGAUAUUAUUGCUAAGGUUCGAUGGGUAACUUAUUAUCCUACAGACUUUUUAAGUAUUUAACCACAUACCACGAAUCAUUAUAGAAAGGAAUGAAAUAUCAAAAUCAUAGUGGAAUAAAACCUUCGCGGAAUCCACCGAGGUUGAUUAUAACUAUUAUGUAAUGAGGCGUCUUCGAAAUCAUGGGGUAACUUUGAGUAAUGUCUGUUUGAUGACUGAUGAAAGUAUUCGAGUUACUGUUUGGGUGAGUAAGCUCUCUGGAUGAAAUUUGCUCUCAUUUUGUUUAUAUCAUGACAAAGUUUUUGCCCUACGAAAACAAUAAUUUCAUAGAGGAAUUGCUUUUGGAGGCUUUAAACUUUUAUCAUUUCACCCAAGUAAAGUAUAUUCAGUUGCCUAUUUUUCGCAAGUAACAUCGACUUGAUUCACAAGAGAAAGAGAGAGAAUGGUUUUUGUGGCAAAUUUUUAGACCAGAUUGUAUUAUCGAUGCAAAUACUAAUUGUGUGGAGGCUGUUGGCGAAUCAUAACAACAGUUGAUUUCACAGUUUUCAUAAAAAUACGUUAUCCAACAAUAUCGAUAUAUUACAAAUUGUACAGCAGAUUCUUCCUUAAACAGGUCAGUUUAUGAUCCUCACUCGCUCUACGAUAUGUCUAAU